AUGUCUUCCAUCGCCGAAGAACGCCUUGACGACCUGCGCGAGAACGUGAAUGACCUCCUUAACUAUGAGAUUAUCAGUGAUGUGGAACUGAAGAAGGUCCUUGACCGCGAGGACGUUUUCGAAGCGAGUACGGCCGACAUGCUGGCACAUAUACCAAAAGCACUGAAGAAUGAUUUUCUAGAUGGGUUGAUUGCCAGAAGGAGGCGGCGAUUUGAUAAAGAAGUUUUGGAGGUUUUAUCCACCACUAUAACGUGGGUGACGGUGGAGAGGGGGCCGCCCAGGUAUGGUGAGAAUACUGCUGCAGAGUAG
Molecule: messenger RNA, 309 nt
Organism: Morchella sextelata
Lineage: Eukaryota; Fungi; Ascomycota; Pezizomycetes; Pezizales; Morchellaceae
Exons: 2
Coding region: 1-309 (102 amino acids)
Source: RefSeq, a predicted model, not a curated record